AUGUUCGUGACUUUUCUUACCGCUUUCCUAUGUACCGGGAGCGUAUGGGCUUACAGUGAUCCACCAGCAGGUGCCAUCACCGUAGGUUCAUCUGGGACGUAUUCUACCCUGUCAGAGGCACUGGAUGAUACUUCUAGCGAUGUGUACUUUGUCUAUGCUGGCACAUAUCAAGAACAGGUAUUCAUUGAUAGGAGCGACGUCAAAAUAUAUGGUGAGACCACAACUGAUGAUAGUUACACCGGAAAUACUGUUACCAUAAGUUACGGUUUGGGAGCCACUGAAGCAGGCUCAAAUGAUGCUAGUGGUACAGUCCGUGUCCACGGCGAGAAUGUCGCACUGUAUAAUCUAAACAUCGAGAAUACCUUUGGCAAAUAUGUACUUGUUAUGUGUUCCGUCGUGCAGAUCCUGAGGCCCAGUGAACUGAAGGAACAAGCUAUUGCUUUGAGUGUGCAGUCUACCGACUUCGGUGGAUAUGGUCUCAGCAUCGUCGGCUAUCAGGAUACUCUCCUGGCGAACGUUGGAUAUGAAUUCAUCGCCAAUUCUUACAUCGAGGGAAACACGGAUUUUAUCUUUGGACAAAGGGCCUCUCUCUGGAUAACUGGAUCGGUGAUCAAAACUCUCGGUGAUGGAUGGAUCACCGCGUCUGGACGGUCCUCAGAUGACGAUUUUUGGUACGUUAUUGACAAUUGUGAGAUCACUGGGGCUGGGGGUGCCUACCUCGGGAGACCAUGGAGGGACUAUGCCCGAGUAGUGUUCCAGAAUUCGGUUCUUGGGAGUAACGUCCCGUCCGAGGGAUGGUCAAUUUGGAAUGUCGGUGAUGAACGUACCGACGAAGUGACCUUUGCUGAAUACGGCAACACGGGAGAUGGUGCUGAUACUUCUGGACGAGCCAGCUUCUCGGAGGUUUUGGAUAGCGCUGUGGAUAUUUCGACAGUGCUUGGCUCGACGAGCUGGACUGAUUCGUCGUUCUUGUGA
Molecule: messenger RNA, 975 nt
Organism: Desarmillaria tabescens
Lineage: Eukaryota; Fungi; Basidiomycota; Agaricomycetes; Agaricales; Physalacriaceae
Product: pectin lyase fold/virulence factor
Exons: 11
Coding region: 1-975 (324 amino acids)
Biological process (GO): cell wall modification; pectin catabolic process
Molecular function (GO): pectinesterase activity
Source: RefSeq, a predicted model, not a curated record